Messenger RNA from Phycodurus eques (leafy seadragon), 2808 nucleotides. RefSeq names its product katanin p80 (WD repeat containing) subunit B 1 (gene katnb1). Gene Ontology annotation, molecular function: microtubule binding. The record is from RefSeq and is a predicted model, not a curated record. Gene Ontology annotation, cellular component: katanin complex. The transcript is spliced from 20 exons. NCBI's taxonomy places the organism in Eukaryota, Metazoa, Chordata, Actinopteri, Syngnathiformes, Syngnathidae. Gene Ontology annotation, biological process: microtubule depolymerization; microtubule severing. Bases 149 to 2215 code for a protein of 688 amino acids.
ACGUCAUCGAAAAUGGACAGUUGCUAAGAUGCGCACGCGCGUCCAUUUGUCAACAUCAUCAUGACCGGCUGGCUGCUGAAUGGCGACAACUUGGGCUUGAGUUGAGCAGGUGGCGAAGCGGACGGCGGCUGACAGGUGGAGUCUCAUCAUGGCGGCGGCCGGCGGCGCCACCAAGAUGUCGUGGCGACUGCAGGAGUUCGAGGCUCACGCCGGUCGCGUUUGCUGCGUGGCGUUGGGCAAAAGCACCGGCCGCCUCCUGGCGAGCGGCGGCGAAGAUUGCAGAGUCAACAUCUGGUCCGUCAGCAAGGCCAACUGCAUCAUGAGUCUGUGCGGCCACAGGAAGGCGGUGGAGUGCGUCCACUUCAACGUGUCCGAGGAGCAGCUGGUGACCGGGUCGCAGUCCGGAUCCAUACGAGUGUGGGACCUGGAGGCCGCCAAGAUGUUGCGAACUCUGACGGGACACAAAUCCAACAUCACCAGUUUUGGUUUCCAUCCUUUUGGAGACUUUUUGGCAUCCGGCUCCACCGACACAAACAUCAAGAUGUGGGACGUGCGGCGGAAAGGUCCCAUCUACAGGUACAAGGGUCACACGGCGGCCGUCCGGAGUUUGGCCUUCAGCCCGGACGGGAAGUGGUUGGCGUCGGCCGGCGACGACUGCACCGUCAAGCUGUGGGACCUGAAGCAGGCCAAGACCAUCACCGAGUUCACGGCGCACACGUCCGCCGUCAACGCCAUCCAGUUCCACCCCAACGAGUACCUGCUGGCCUCGGGCGGCGCCGACAGGUGGGUGAGGCUGUGGGAUCUGGAGAAGUUCUGCCAGGUGGGGGCGCUGCAGGACACGGGCGCCAUCAGGUGUGUGCUGUUUAGCGCCGACGGCGGCUGUCUGUUCAGCGGCCACGCCGACGUCCUUGGCGUCUGCGCGUGGGAACCCGACCGCUGGCUCGACGCGGUGACGGUGGGCUGGGGACGGGUCUGUGACCUCACGCUCUGCAACCAGCAGCUGAUCGGCGCGUCUCACCAGCUGAGCGGCGUGGCGACGCACGUGGUGGACCUGAAGCGUGUCAAGACGAGCGCCACCGCCUCUGAUCACGACGCCGCGGCAGUUGUGCCGGGAAGGGCGGCGCCGCGGUCGCCAUCCGCCGACCCCAAAGCGGGCGCGCUACGCCGCAGCUACGAGCGCCCCGCCGCCGCGUGCCCGCCAUCUCAAGGCCUCAAGCAGAGCGCCGAAGCGGAGAGGCGGAGUCCCGAAGGAGAGAGGCGGAGCCCGAGCGAGGACGAGGCGGACGAGAAAGUUUCGUCGGCUGAAAUCCACAAUGCGCAAGACUACCGGGAAAUCUUCCAGCCCCGCAACGCCAUAUCUCGGACACCUCCCAGGAUGUCGGAGCCUUUUCCUGCGCCGCCCGAGGACGAACGGCCCCUCGACAACGCACCGCUUUUUCCCGAGCAGCGGCCGGGUUCUCCGUCAGCCCUGCCCACUCCCGUCCAGAGGGUGGAGCCGACAGUGGUCGCCUGUGUGAAACGCCCCGCCCCCUCUGCCGUGGGCCAGGUUUUCCCCACUAGCGAGCAGGCCCCCGUGCCACCGCAAAUCUUCCCGAUCGGCAGGAACGAGCCGACGGGCCUCGACGUGGCGGACUUCCUUUCGGGCCGUCGUUGUGGCGUCCUGAACGAAAACGAGGUUUUGAAUCACAUCCACAACGGUCACGCCACCAUGUGCGUCAUGCUCAGCAACCGACGCAAGAACCUGCAAAGUGUUAGAGACGUGUGGGCCCGCCAGGGGAUCAAGAGCGCUCUGGACGCCGCAGUCUCCAUGAAUGACCUGUCCAUCGUCGUGGACGUCCUCAACAUUAUCAACUUGCAGCCGUCGCUAUGGAAACUGGACGUGUGCGCGACGAGUCUUCCUCAGAUUGAUAAACUGCUGCAAAGUAAAUAUGAAAGCUACCUGCAGUGCGGCUGCACAUCCCUGAAGAUCAUCAUGAAAUAUUUCUGGCCGCUCAUCUGGGACACGCUGAGGGCGGGGCCCUCGUCGGUGGGCGUGGAUGUCACGCGAGAGGAGCGGCAGCAGAAGUGCCGCGUGUGCUGCAAGCGUCUGCAGAACAUUAACAACGUGGUGAAGAGCAAAGCGGCGCAGGUGGGCAGGCACGGCUGCGCCUUCGGGGAGCUGCGGAUCCUCAUGGCGCCGCUCGACCAACAGCCGUCCCCGAACUACUAUAUGUAGAAACACCGUGUAUCCUCACCUAUAUAGUGAGUCUGGGAAGCUGGUAGAAUGUGGGCAUGAUACGAAUUCAGGAAUAGGAUUUUUUCGAUAGUGUGCUCCAGAGAAAAUCCCCUUGUCGUGAUUAGGGAGUCGCAGUGGCGUGCACAAGGGGGCCACAGUGUAUACCCCCCCCGCCCCCGACAGCUGUAACUGCGUUGGCAAUCAUUUAUCAUUCCUGAAUCACGAACAUACGCAUCUUUACAUCGUGGAAAAUAUAGUGAGUUUUUCCCCCAUCCACUGUGUGAAAAAUCCCAAUGUCGUGGUUCGGGUUAACGAUUCCCAACGCGGUCCAUGUCGUCGACACAUCAAUGCAGUUUGACGCAUUUUGGAAAUAAAGCAUUGAAGAGGACUUUGCACUGUGGUUAUGUGUACGUGUGUCAACGCAAUUUCAUUUUUUAUGUUUUGAUCUGGUCUUCUUCUGGUGUCCAUAUACAUCGUGUCAGCUAUUCCGUUUAUAUAAUGGCCGGCCGGUGCUCGGUGCAUUUCUCUCUCUCUCUCUCUCUCUCUCUCUCUCUCUCCGUGUCGUUGAGUGCGAGGUCCUUUGCUGUGCAGGU